AUGGCGCUUUACAUUUUGUACGUUGCUUUGCUGGUUGGUGCAUUGUGGAAUGCACCUUCUGCCAAUGGGAUCGAUCUUAACGUCUUAUGUCAAGACGUACGUUUCGGAACCUACCCCCAUCCAACCGAUUGCCGACAGUACGUGCUGUGUAUUCUUUCUGCACCGGUUGUGGUGCCCUGUCCAGCCGGAUACGUAUUCCAACCGGAGGUACAGUUCUGUGUGCAAGCGUCACAGUACGAGUGCAGUGCGGUCACAACAACUAUUCCCACGCCCGAACCGUCCAGCACUACGGUGGAACCGGAGUGCGAGCGGCGUCCAUCCUGGGAAUCAUUCUUCUGCGAUGGCGUACGCCGUAGACUCGUCACAAAUCCCAUGAACUGCACCCAAUACAUCCACUGCCAGUCGGAUCCACCGAAAAACCAUCAUUGCCCAACCGGCACUGUCUUCAACGAUCUGUACCAAGACUGCCUGGCUGGAGACGCCCAGUCCUGCGUGGGGGCCACCGUCGGAGAGCACUUUUGCGCCAACCGCACUGACGGCAGCUACGCUCAUCCGUACCAAUGCAACCGAUUCAUCUCCUGCGUGCGGCAACAAGUGCGACUCGAAUCAUGUCCACCCUUCUAUGUAUUCGAUCCAGCCGUCGGACACUGCGUGAAGGGAAGCGUGCUUGACUGUUCAAGCCUGUUGAAUUAG
This is a messenger RNA of Anopheles marshallii, 693 nucleotides long. RefSeq lists its product as uncharacterized. Gene Ontology annotation, molecular function: chitin binding. Lineage: Eukaryota; Metazoa; Arthropoda; Insecta; Diptera; Culicidae. Bases 1 to 693 code for a protein of 230 amino acids. The transcript has a single exon. The record is from RefSeq and is a predicted model, not a curated record. Gene Ontology annotation, cellular component: extracellular region.